Messenger RNA from Gilbertella persicaria, 1987 nucleotides. RefSeq lists its product as uncharacterized. Bases 343 to 1809 code for a protein of 488 amino acids. The record is from RefSeq and is a predicted model, not a curated record. Lineage: Eukaryota; Fungi; Mucoromycota; Mucoromycetes; Mucorales; Choanephoraceae. The transcript has a single exon.
UUUUUUUUUUUCUUUUUUCUAUGGUGAUAACCAUAUUAUUCAAGUGUCAAUUUCUAUCUUUUCUUCUCUUUUUCUCUUGAUCUUUUUUCAAUAGACCUUACAGUGCAAAGCAUACGAUAUAAAAAGCGAUCCUACGACCAGGUCGAUUCUUUACCUGUAGGACAACAACAUAAAAAGCAAAAGCAACAGGUUGUUUUUUCACCUUCUGUGGUUAUUGAUGCAUUCACCAAAUGUCCUUCAUGUCAUGGCAAAUUAAAUAAGCCAUCCACUUUACCUUGUGGCUAUACUGCUUGUCAUGCUUGUGUCAGUCAACAACGCUGUGUUUCGCCUACUUGUGAUCGUAUGCAUACCACAGCCAUUCAACCCAAUGUCACUGUACAGGCAUUACAAGCGAUUGUUGCAGGUGGAGCUGAGUCACUCGAUAGCUUACGACACAGCUUCAACUUGCCUACUGAAUGCCCUAUCUGUUGCACUCGUUUCAGCAACCCCACUACCACACCUUGUGGACACACUUUCUGUAAAAACUGCCUUGUCCGUUCACUCGAUCACCAACGCUCUUGUCCCUUUUGUCGCGAUAAUCUCGAAUUCUGCCCACCUCCUACCAAGUUGUUAUGCGAUAUUUUAUCACAACUGUAUGUCGAAGAAACACAAGAAGAAGACGAAGAUGCACUUGCUCUGCUUGACCAACACAACCGCGUUCCUCUCUUGAUUGGCAGCAUGGCAGUCCCUCAUGUCAAAUGUGCUAUCCAUAUUUUUGAGCCCCGUUAUCGACUGAUGCUGAGACGCAUCAUGCAAUCCAAUCGACGUCGUUUCGCUAUGUGUCUUGCACGCAGAAACCGUUCUGAAGGACAGACUCCUUUUUACGAAUUUGGUACUAUCCUUGAAAUGACGCAUGUUCAAACCUUACCUGAUGGUCGAUCUAUUGUGGAAGCAGUAGGCUCGCACCGCUUUAGGGUAGCUGACUUUGAACUUGUGGAUGGGUAUCAUAUGGCCACGAUUGAAAGAAUAGAUGAUAUUGAUCGAGAACAAGAAAACAUGCUUGAACAACAACAAAUCUUAAGAGCAAGUGCUUCAAGAGCUCGUCAACAACAACAACUUCAACCCAAGCCAGUCACUCCUCCUCCUCCUCGUCCUUCUAUGGCUCGUCCUCCUGUCAGUAUGGCUGUUCGUCCUAUUCCCGGUAGUAUGCGUGCACCCAUUGGUCGUCCUAUGCCUGGUCAACCUCGUCCUCAAGCACCUACUAUGAUGCCACAAGGGCCUCGUCAAUCUUGGGCUCAACGAGCACAUCCUCAAACUCAAACACCUGUGAAUCGUGCUCCUUGGUUAGCUAUGCAUGUUCGAGGUCUGUCUGCUCAAAGGGCUAAACCAGAACAACAACAACAACAACAACAACAACAAAAGCAACCUAAUGUACCUAUAAUUCCUGAAAAGGCAGUCAAGAAUCGUCAAGAACAAUCUACUGAAGAUAUCUUGAAUGAAUUAGCCACUUUUGUUGAAAAACUCUUGCGCCACAAGAAUGCGAAUCCUGGUGAUAGUAUGGCGACAUGGCUUGGUGCUCUAGGUGAUCCCCCUACAUUACGUGGUCCACAACGUGAUCGAGUGAUUUUUACUUGGUGGAUUGUAAAUAUGAUGCCCUUGGGUGAAGAUGAAAAAUAUCCCCUAUUAGCUAUGCGUACUGUGCGUGAACGCACUUUGCUUAUUAUAUCUUGGGUGGAUCGAUUUGAAGAUCAAUGGUCUUUAUUCCUAAACAAUCCUAUUCAACAUACUUCAUCUCAUCCUAAUCCACCUGUUUCUUGUUGUAUUUCUUAAUUUCCUUCUCAUUCCUUUGAUAUCUAUUUUAUUUAUUCUAUCUAUCUUUAUGCUUUUUAUUAUUAUUCUUUCUUUCUCUCUCUUUUUUAUAUAUAUUUUUUCUAUCUAUGCACUCCUUUAUCACUUUAAGAAAAAGUAUAAUUAUAUGCUUAAGAAUAAUAAUAAACGUAAAAAAAAA